GCUCGUGUCGAGGCAGCCGUUGCGGAUGUUGAAGCCGUACUCCUCCAGCUGGAUGCCGACCGUGAGCGGGUACUUGGUCGCGGCUUCAGCGUAGCUCAUGGCGUUGUAGUUGGCGGUGACGGCCUCCAUGGCCUCGAGCUUCGAGAGCUGGACACCGGCAAACUGGCGCUCAAAGUCCAUGACGAUCUUGGCCGCGGCCUUGGCGUCACCCGCCGACUUGCCGCCGCCAAGCGUGAAGAGCGACACAAUGUACUGCUCGUAGUGCGGCUGGAGGAAGCCCCAGAUGCCUGCGUCCGUGUAGUACUCGAGCUCAUCGAAGGUGAGCGGCGCCUGGAACGAGUAAAGCACGUUGGUCGUCGCGUCCAUCUUGUCGGGGUACACGGCGGGCUGCGUGAACGCGGGCACGUUCUUCUUGCUGAGCUUGGCAACCGUGUGGAGGAUCUCGGUCGUCGAGUUGGCCGAGCGAAUCGCCUUGAGGUCAUCAGCGAUCGGCGUCACACCGAGCGCGAUCAGAGAAGCUUCGUCCUUGCACGAGUUGUAGUACUCGGUGAGCUUGGAGUGGCCGGCCGCGAGGAUGUUCUUGAUGACGGCGUCGUUCUUGGCCGCAAUGACGCUGAACGACGUGUCGAUCGUCGAGCGGUCCGCGGGAAUGACGGCGUUCUUAAUCCAGCCACCGCACGCGUACUGGUAAAAGUCCGUGCAAGGGUCAGCGUCCCGGUCCAUGAGGUCGGCGACCUCCUUGGGGAACUCGGUGACCGAGCCCGCGAGCGCCGUCGCCGCCAAGGCGCUGAGGGUAACGAUGAUCUUGACCAUACUGGUGGUAGCUGGUAA
This is a messenger RNA of Saprolegnia parasitica CBS 223.65, 831 nucleotides long. RefSeq lists its product as hypothetical. The annotation marks the transcript as partial. The transcript has a single exon. The record is from RefSeq and is a predicted model, not a curated record. NCBI's taxonomy places the organism in Eukaryota, Oomycota, Saprolegniomycetes, Saprolegniales, Saprolegniaceae.